Molecule: messenger RNA, 2906 nt
Organism: Crotalus tigris (Tiger rattlesnake)
Lineage: Eukaryota; Metazoa; Chordata; Lepidosauria; Squamata; Viperidae
Gene: TMEM61
Product: transmembrane protein 61
Exons: 5
Coding region: 339-980 (213 amino acids)
Source: RefSeq, a predicted model, not a curated record
CGAGAAGCCGCGCUGGCGAGUCCGCUUUCUCGCUGCUGCCGCCGCCGAGACUUCUCGGGUGCUUUCAUCAGUUCCGCCAGGACUGCUACUUAAAGUAGAUGGGGAACAUCUGAAGCUGCCGGCGAUUCAAGUAACUAAAGGCGGUGAACAUAUCCAACACACCUUCCUCCUCUUAUUUUCCCGACAACAGCAACCUUGCAAGUGUUUCCUUUGAAGACCACCAGGAGGCUGCAGUUGGUGCUGAAUGCAACAGCCUGCGUGCUGACAGCCUGAGUGUUGUCACCAGGACCUUUUCCUUUUAAAGUACUUUAUAAUCUCCACAGGCCUCAGUUUUUAACAUGGCAAUAGCUUCUUUGCGUCAUGGAGUGACCAUCGCUGGAGCUAUCCUGCUGGUGACGGGAACACUGUGCUUUGCUUGGUGGAGCGACGGUGAAAUGGGGGCCACUGCGCCCAGCAGUGACCCCAAAGUCACAAUUCAAGGAGAAACGGAACUUAUGACCAGGGCUUCAUCUUCCAGUCCUGUACUCAGAUCAAUCAGCUUCUUCUGUUGUGGAAUUGGUGGGCUGCUUCUUCUGUUUGGACUCCUUUGGUCAGCCAAUGCUGGAAUAAUUUCCCGGCACUACCAGUACCAUUUUUCCAGUGACCUUCAGUACUCCACUGUCGAGCCUCUUGAAAAGCAGACAUGCAGCACCUGGGAGGCCACCAGUAUUCCCACUUACGAGGAGGCUUUGAAUUGUCAACCUGCUAAAAAUGCCUCCAGCGACAUGCAGUCUCAGAUUUCAAAGGAGAUCAGGCUGCCCCUAUAUCAGGUGGUGGAUGAAAAUCACAAAGGGCUGGGCAGCCGAAGACGCAGUUCCUCUGAUGGUGUUUUGUUUCGGAACAUUCCACCCAAGCCAAGCUUAGCGUCACGGGAUGAAGCCAUCAUUGUCUGUGACACUCCACCCCCAAGCUAUGAGAGCAUAGGCUUGUGUGAUGGAUGAUCCAGGGAUCUUUUAUAGCAUUGUGUAGGAAUUUCUGGAUUGUUGUAGAUAUUUGUUUUCUUUAAAUUAAUUCAUUGUGGCACAUUGGGAUAAAUAACUAUUAGUAGUCUCGACAUUGUUUUAUAGUGGGUGAUUAAUGUGCAUCCAGUAAGCCUCGUGGAUGUCCAGAUUCUUUGGAAAUGCAUCCAAAAUAUGUACUAAAUAUAAACACAAUUGAUUUGGAGAGAACUACUUCAAAGAAGCUCCUGAACAGGCCUAGAAGGAAAGUUCACAACAAAUUCAGGUAAUCAGGUUCUAGGUUAACGUUUAUUUGAAAAGUAAAAAUGUUCUUAAUAAAAUGUAUUACCAACUGAUGAACAACUCAGUUUUAUGGGCAUAAUGGAAUACAGCUGGAUAUAACUGGUUUCUGAACAUUUGCAAUAGCAGCAAAAAAAAAAAAAAAAAAACCUGAAUUAGAAGGGGCCAGGAGUUGCACUGGAAAAUUAUAAUCAAAUAAUGAAAUGAUAUUUAAACAAUGAAAAUUCUCUCACACCUCACUCACCAAUUUAUAACAUGUGCUUUCUCAUAUAACCCUCUGAGAUCCUUUACAAGAAGACAUGUUUUUAUUGGCUUUCAUUGUUACAUUCAGUUGCUUGGGACAUGUUUUAUUGAUUUCUACUAUUAAAUCUAAUUGCUUGGAACAAUAUAACUCAGCCACUGUUCCAUGUCCCACUGGUGGUAUACUGGAGAGGCUUAAGGACUUUUCCCCACUGAACUAUUGCUCUCCAUUCAUCUUUGAGCCAAUAUAAAGCUAUAACAGAUCCAUAUUCUACUUUGGACACCUCUAUUCCUAGUUAUCUGACUUCUCUUUCUAGGACAAAUCUAUACAUUUUGAGUUUGCCUUUAGAUAAUGCUGAAGAAGUGGGAAAACACUACAUUAACAUUGAGAUUAAAGCCUGUCUAACUUAUGAACUGAGAAGAAUAUGAAGGUAACAUCAUGGGAAUAUAGUAUAAAAAAGAUGUUGCUUGCAGUUAUGUGCAAGCAGGGGAAAAACUGCAAAUGGGGCAUAAUUUAUUUCAUAACCGGAAAAGACUCCAGGAGAAAGAGAAGGAGGGCAAAAGAGUCACUUUGGCUGAACAUGGAGAACUGAGCAAAUUAACGAUAUCUUUCCUCGAACUGAGAAUUGGAAUUAUCUCAGAGAAGUUAGAAAACAAAAUAAUAUUCUGUGUUAGUUAACAAUCUCUCUCUCUCUUAAUGCACUUCCUGAUGUGUGUUUAAGAGAUGAUUCUUUCACUAAAUCAGCUCAAAUUACCUGUCCGCUAUAAUUGUAGCAAUAAACAUUAUUUUCAACAAUAUUACUGUUUUUGACAUGACCUUAAAACAUACAGUAACUAUAAAAUGGGCUUCUUGUUUCUAACUUGGUGAGAUUCAGGUUCUUUGAUGGAAGGAUUUGUGGAACUUCAUAUAUGAAAGAUGGAAAACUAGGAACCUAAGAAAUCUGAGAUCCAACUCUAGGUUUCAAAUCCAGUGGGACAAAAAUAUCUAUUAAUGUUUCAUUAGUGACUUCAGAGGAAAAAAAUGCUGCACCUGUAUUAGCCAUUCUUAUAAAAUCUUAAGACAGAUCACAUACAAGUGUUGUUGUUUUUUUUUACCGUGACAAUGUCUGAAUUUCAUGGCUUAUAAUGAAAACUAACCUUGUUAAGGUCUCUAGAUAUUUGAAGGAUCCUCAUUACAGUUUAUCCCAUCAUAGGAUCCAGUGGAAUCAUAACUACAAGUAUAACUAACUAGUUUAUAUUUUAUUAUUAUAGCUAUUGCUUUGCAGGUCAGACCUUUGUGUAGUUGUACAUUUUGUAUAUUUUGUAUAGGCUAAUAAAAUAUAACGUGAGACUGCAGUCCAUGGCAAUGUUUGCGAUAAUAAAGUCAUUAGUCCUUAAGAUGCCCCCUAA